Molecule: messenger RNA, 1590 nt
Organism: Gigantopelta aegis
Lineage: Eukaryota; Metazoa; Mollusca; Gastropoda; Neomphalida; Peltospiridae
Product: fer3-like protein
Exons: 2
Coding region: 430-831 (133 amino acids)
Biological process (GO): developmental process; regulation of transcription by RNA polymerase II
Molecular function (GO): protein dimerization activity; RNA polymerase II transcription regulatory region sequence-specific DNA binding; DNA-binding transcription factor activity, RNA polymerase II-specific
Source: RefSeq, a predicted model, not a curated record
UGUAGUUCGAAAGACAAUUAAGAGCUUUUCGAAUAUUAAUUUAUUUAAACGAGUAAACUGUGGUGUUACCGAGGUAUUGUUGACGAAACAAUUGCGUGUAAGUCGUCGUUAUUGCUUUGAGGUUAUCGUGUAAAAAAGAAGAUGUCGUGGUGAAUUAGUGUAAACUGUAUUUUAAUGAAAUGUGUUGCCGUGCCGGUGAAAAAACAUAUUGUUCUGGACCUGUUUCUGUGUGUGGAAUUCAAUAACGCCAGCUAAAAAGAAAAUCAUCAACAACGGCAACAUUGGCUACACCAUUACAGUCUACAUCGUGUCUGUAAACAGCAGCAGACACAACGUUUACGACAGCAUCACUACAGACUACAACUGUGGAAUUAUUUAAAGCCGAUAUCUCUGCCUGACGACAACAGCCACCACCAAGCCCUCAUCACCAUGACAACAGACGGCGACAAACCAGAUUCCGAAACUCCGUGUGAGACGUCACAGGGCGGAACCGGUGCUGUGAACGGGGUGGUGUGCAACUCGCCCCUCCAGGAGCUAACGGCGAUAGAUGAGAAGGAAGAUAUUCCUUACGACGACGACGACGACGUCGACCCGAUGGAUUCCGACUAUCCGUUCCACGCGGCGCUCAAGAAAAAACGACGACGGCGACAGACGGCCAGUCAGCGCAAGGCCGCCAACAUGAGGGAGCGACGUCGGAUGCGACUUCUGAAUCAGGCGUUUGACCGACUGAAGCGACACCUGCCCAACACCACGGACCAUAACCACCUUUCGAGGAUGCAGACACUAAAAGCGGCCAUAGUUUACAUUGAAUAUCUAUCAAGUCUGACAUAGCGUAAUGUUUGUGCGAAUUCCGGUCUAGUUUGACAUGGUGCUUUCUCUGUUUGACAUACUAGAGGCAUAAUCUGUGUUCUUCAAUACCAGUCUAGUCUGGCAUAGUAUGUUCUGAGUUUGAAUAUCAGUCUAAUGCAAAUACCAGCUUAUAUAGCAAACGCUAUGUAUCAGUCAGGCUUGAAAAGCGUAUUAAGCUGUUUACGAAUAACAGUCUUGUCUGACCUAGCAUACGCUCCGUAUGAAUAUCAAUCUAGUUUGACAUAGCAUACCUUCCGUAUGAAUACCAGUCUAGUUUGACAUGGUAUUAUCUCCGUAUGAAUACCAGUCUAAUUUGACAUACCCUUCUUUGCGUAUAAAUACCAGUCUAGUUUGACAUGGCAUAUUUUGCAUAUAAACAUGUCUACGUGCUAUGUGUAAUAAUAUUAAUAGUCUGGCAUAGUGUAUUUUGUGUAUAAAUGCCAGUCUAGAUAACAUACUUUGUACAUGAAUACCAGUCUAGUUUGACGUGGCAUACUCUAUAUAUGUCUGACAUAGCGUAUUUUGUGUAUACAUGCCAGUCUAGAUAACAAACUUUGUACAUGAAUACCAGUCUAGUUUGACGUGCCAUACUCUGUAUAUAAAUACAUGUAUAUAUAACACAUUUAGUACAAUAUAUCAUUAAAAAUAGUAAACUCGGCAAUUUAAAGAAAAUGUAUUCCUAUUUAUUUGACAAUCUUAAUGAUGUUUUCUAUGUGAUUACUGUAAAUGUGGUGAUAGCUU